AUGAAGUUCUUCGCCUCACUCGUUGCCGUUGGCCUCUUUGCCGGCUUGUCCCUGGCCCAGGACAGUGUGCAGACUGCUCACGUCACUCUUCGUUCCGAGGGCGAUGACCACUCUUACCCUCUGACCGUUCCGGCAGAUGGCAAGCCCGUCUUGACAUACAGCACCCUCCCCAUCGUGGUGAUUGACGCCCCCGACUUCAACGUUCUCCAGGCCUGUGUGAUUGAGACUCCCGGCCCGAAGAACUUGAGCAGCACCAUUGCCUCUGAUGGCGUGACACAGCAGGUCGUGAUUGAUCCCCCGCAGGCAGUCACCAGCAUUUCUUGCCAGGGAACUUGUGUUGCCACUUAUGAUUCCUGCUUUGCUCCGGACGGCUCAUACGUUGGAGCUUGCUGCAACGGCCUGUGCGUUGCGUCCAAGUGCAAGCCUUGGAACAUUGGCUCGCAAGCAUAA
This is a messenger RNA of Trichoderma aggressivum f. europaeum, 450 nucleotides long. RefSeq lists its product as uncharacterized. Bases 1 to 450 code for a protein of 149 amino acids. The transcript is spliced from 2 exons. Lineage: Eukaryota; Fungi; Ascomycota; Sordariomycetes; Hypocreales; Hypocreaceae. The record is from RefSeq and is a predicted model, not a curated record.